AAGAAAAACGUCAUUAUUGAGACAAAUAUUAGCGCCUGGAGCGCUGAGGAAGAAUACAACUUCCGGAAAGGAGAUGUAUAAGUGAAUUCGGAAACAAACUUUUACGUCUCCCCUCUCAGAUGUGAUUCCCCCUUUUUUCUCUCCUCUUUCUCUCUCAUAACGCAUUGCUUGCACGCUCGUCAGCCUGUCGCACAUACACCUUUGCGUCAUUAACAUGCGCGCGAAGGAAGAACUGAUGCCCGAAGAUAUUGUGGACGCGUGCCAUCAUUAAAAAAAAGAGAAUCCAUUAGGUCAACGGUCAUGGACACAGUGCACCCCCUGCAGUCGUGAUCAGAUACAAGUGAACACACGAGCGCGAGACUUUCUAAAUUCCCUAGUAUUCCGAUGACUCUAAAUCCUUGUAAUCAAGCACGCAUCGCGAAUCACUUUUACUGAUUUUUCAUCCGGCAACGCGUCCGAUGUUAUAUCAUAAACCACGCGAGCGCGGGAGAUGGCGGUCAGUGUCGUCGGAUAUUUUCUUCUUGUUCUCGUCGUCUUCUUUCUUCAGCAACACGGUGUGACAGCGCAAAAUCAACAAAAUAAAACUUUAAAGGAUCUAUUCAACAGUACCUCUUGUGCGCAACCUCCUUACAAGUGUCCUCAUCCACAAAUCGAAUUUUAUUUAUAUACCAGAAAAACUCAAAAAGAUCCAGAAAUUUUGGACGUUCGAAAGUACAGAUCAUUGCAGCGCUCUCAUUUCAAUCCAAAGCAUUCAACAAAAAUAAUUAUCCACGGAUUUGGAGGUGGAAGAAAUCUAGCACCAAGCACAGAUCUAAGAGACGCUUUCUUUACGCGAGGCAAUUAUAACGUUAUUAUUGUCGAUUACGGUUCUUUGGUACGGGAGCCAUGCCUUUCGCAAAUACGAUGGGGACCGGAUUUCUGUUCACGAUGUGUUGCUCAGUUGGUAAAGUACCUGAGGGAUCAUCCACGGGGUAUACGUGUCGAGGAUAUUCACAUACUUGGGUACAGCGUGGGAGCUCACAUCGCUGGCCUGGUAGCAAACUAUUUGCCAGAUGACAAAUUGGGAAGGAUCACGGGCUUGGAUCCUACAAUAUUUUUCUACAUGAAUGGGAACAGGUCGAUGGAUUUAGACGAGACCGAUGCUCAUUUUGUAGAUGUGAUCCACACGGGAGCAGGAAUCCUGGGACAGUGGGGUCCGAAUGGCCACGCGGAUUUCUAUGUGAACGGUGGAUCGAGUCAGCCCGGAUGCGCUACGACCUCUCUACUUCUAUUUUGCGUAAGAAACUCUGUCCUGCGACCACACCAAAGUCACUCCCUACUACAUCGAAUCCAUCACGACGAAGGUAGGAUUCUGGGCAGCACCAUGCGGAAACCUCUUCUCCUACCUGAUCGGAUGGUGCAGCCCAAAAGACGAGGAGCUCGUCCCGAUGGGAGAAGAUACCCCACAUUCAGCAAGAGGAAUCUUCUAUCUGUCAACAAACGCACACAAACCGUACGCCCGAGGACAUCCCGGAAAAAGGCUGCAACCGACAAGUCGGAAGCGAUCGUCCUACCGCCAGUAUUAAGCCUACUAAAGCAGUUAAUCAACAUAAUUAUAGAAUAGCUUUAAUUUACUGUUAGCGUUACACGUAGACUUGUAAAGUUAGAAACUUAAUAUUAACACAUUAUUUCAUGUGCCUAUUCUUUAUUACAUACUUUACAAAAAUUCAUUCGUGUCAUUAUUCAGAAUAAAAAUAUUUUUUAUUACGUAA
Leptopilina heterotoma is the source of this 1751-nucleotide messenger RNA. RefSeq names its product phospholipase A1 member A. Bases 491 to 1603 code for a protein of 370 amino acids. The transcript is spliced from 7 exons. The record is from RefSeq and is a predicted model, not a curated record. Gene Ontology annotation, biological process: lipid metabolic process. NCBI's taxonomy places the organism in Eukaryota, Metazoa, Arthropoda, Insecta, Hymenoptera, Figitidae. Gene Ontology annotation, molecular function: lipase activity.